Drosophila elegans is the source of this 9592-nucleotide messenger RNA. It is a transcript of the gene Or45a, whose product is annotated as odorant receptor 45a. Bases 952 to 2052 code for a protein of 366 amino acids. The record is from RefSeq and is a predicted model, not a curated record. Gene Ontology annotation, cellular component: plasma membrane. The transcript has a single exon. Lineage: Eukaryota; Metazoa; Arthropoda; Insecta; Diptera; Drosophilidae. Gene Ontology annotation, biological process: sensory perception of smell; detection of chemical stimulus involved in sensory perception of smell. Gene Ontology annotation, molecular function: odorant binding; olfactory receptor activity.
AUCCUUCCUUCGGGUGGGGAAAAUGCAAAUGACGGUUAUUAAAAUUCCAGGAAAAGGUCUAUAUUCGCCCCACCCACUUAAGAUUAAUUGAGAGCACUUAAGGUGACAUUAAGCUGAGCCCAAAAAUAAAAGACCGAAAAGUAAAUUAAAAAAAAAUAAAUGAUGGCAAAAGGCUAUUUCACUCGAUUUCGGCUAGACGCAGCGAUAAAAUUGGAAAGCAGAUUUACUUGUUGAGUUCCACCGUAAUUGAAUUACCCGCGGUAUAAAAUGCGCACGAAAUGGGUUUCGACAUUUUGCUCCCAAAGGGCAAACAAAGGCUUUCGAACCAAAAAUUAAUUUCACUUGGGUGUAUUUACUGGAAGUUUUUUUUUUUUGCCAACUUUUUGGGACUAAAUACACAAAUUAAAUAGCAAUUUAAUAGAUUUUUGUGGGGCUUGCCUUGGUGGAAUAUUAACUUUGGUUUUAAGCCCUAUUCUUUUGGGGUAGAUGUCAACAAAAAUCCGUCACAGCUUUUCCAUAUUCAUAAGCCUGACGGUCAGAUAAAGACAUGCUUUUGUGAAUGUCCAGUCAGGCGUUUGAAUGUAAAAUUAAAAUGAAAUAACUAAAUGACAAAAUAACUAGUAAACAAAGAGAGCUAACCACUAUGUCAAACUCCACCCUUUCACUUUCAGCCUGAGGGCAUUUCUUGUUUUGGGUAUUUAUUUGUUAAUACGAUAUUUACGCCCCCUAAAUGGAAAUGGGGAAAUUUCCAAUCAAAACAACAUACAUAGCUUGCGUUAGUGGUAACCGUAUCACGUAGCCUGUUAACGGAAGAAAUAAAUAUUUCAGGCACAAUUUCGGGGGGCGGCAACGGCAUCCACUUAGCGUGACCCGCGUUCUUUAAUUUUUUUUUUUCCCAGUUGCUCAAGUAUAUAAGUUGAAGCGGAAAUCGAAGCUGGUUGAAAACACAACAUGGACUCCAGCUACUUUGCCGUUCAGAAGAGAGCUCUGGAAAUCGUCGGAUUUGAUCCAAGUUCGCCACAUCUCAGACUGAAACAUCCCAUUUGGGCAGGGAUACUCGUCUUAUCCCUGGUUUCACACAAUUGGCCCAUGGUGGUGUACGCGCUGCAGGAUCUAUCGGAUUUAACCCGCCUCACGGACAACCUUGCCGUGUUUAUGCAGGGAUCGCAGAGUACCUUCAAGUUUCUGGCCAUUGUGGCGAAACGAAGGCGCAUCGGCUCUUUAAUUCACCGAUUACACAGGCUAAAUCAGCAGGCCAAUGCCACUCCCAAUCAAAGGGAAAAGAUUGAGAGGGAAAACCAACUGGAUGGGUAUGUCUCAAGAUCCUUUAGAAAUGCUGCCUACGGAGUGAUUUGGGCCUCAGCCAUAGCCCCCAUGUUGAUUGGACUCUUGGGAUAUAUAAGAACGGGACAAUUCACGCCGACAACACCCAUGGAAUUCAAUUUCUGGCUCGAUGAACGGAAACCCCAAUUUUAUUGGCCCAUCUACGUUUGGGGCGUUUUGGGUGUGGCAGCUGCCGCCUGGUUGGCCAUUGCCGCAGACACUCUAUUCUCGUGGCUGGUUCACAACGUGGUGGUUCAGUUUCAGCUCCUCGAGUUGCACCUUGAAAAGCGGGAUCAUAAUCAAGAUGACUUGCACCUUAGUGAAUGCAUCCAUCGCCAUCGUUUGGCUCUUGAACUAGGAGAGGAAUUAAGUUCGAUUUUUGCCGAGAUCGUUUUCGUGAAAUACAUGCUAAGUUACUUGCAACUCUGCAUGUUGGCCUUUCGUUUUAGCGAGAGUGGUUGGAGUGCCCAAGUGCCAUUUAGAGCCGCAUUUCUAGUUGCUAUUAUCAUUCAACUCAGUUCCUACUGUUAUGGUGGCGAGCAUCUCAAGCAGCAAAGUUUAGGUAUUGCCCAGGCGGUCUAUAGUAAUUGCAAUUGGCCAGAAUUGCCACCCAAAAAACGAAGACUGUGGCAGAUGAUGAUCAUGAGGGCUCAGCGACCCAUCAAGAUUAAUGCAUACAUGUUCGAUGUGGAUCUACCACUGCUACUUUGGGUAAGUUUCUUAUUUUGAAUGUAAAAUUUGUUUUUAAUACAUUAUAUCUGACAGGUCACCAAAACGGCAGGAUCAUUUUUGGCAUUGCUCAGAACUUUUGAGCGUUAGUUUUAUAUCAAAACAUCUAAGCCUGUGUUCAACAUUAUAUGCAAAUGUUUUCUCCUUAAAAUUUACAUUUAUAAUGUUAGAGGGUACCAAAGAAAUCACUAGGGUUUUGAAAUAAUUCAUAAAGGUGCUUAAAAGUAAGCAAGAGAAAGAAAUAAUUAAAUAAUUCAAUAAAAAUUUAAAAUAUUGAAAGCUUUGUUCUUGCGAGCUGUAUUUUCAACAGUGUGUUAAAUUGAUCCUCUUGUUUGCAUGAAAUUCUGAACUAGCUUUAAUAAAUACUUCUGAAUAAUUUACGAUACAUUCUUUGAUUAGAAAAAGUUUUGCAGCCAAAACUUAAAGUGGGAUGCAUUGUAUAACUCUAGAUCUAAACCCUAAUUAGUUGGCACUUGAUUUUGGCAGUAUCCUUGUAUGUUUUUGACAGCGGCUACAGUUAAAUGGCGUGCGGAAUCUUUUGCCGGAUGCAGUAAGCACAUGCACAUACAUGCCACAGGGCGAUGCCACUGCAGGCGGAGGAUAUGAAAUUCAUGAGCGAAUUCCACAAAGGCAGCGGGCAGAACCAACAGCUCAUGUGGGCGGGCAGGGAUAAAUAUAGUAGUACUAUAUGUAUGUAUAUCCCAGGUAGCCAGAGUCGGAAUUUGUUAACUGAAAGUAUGCAGCAGUAAAGCAGCAGUGUUCAGGUGGAGAACAAGUUGCUGGAAAAAUAGCUUCUCGAACUAUGUGAGCACCAUUCUGUUUGCCAGCCAAUGGCUUCGGGCCCUUUUUCGACUCAGCCGGUUCUUGAGCUAGUUUCGGGGUUCAGGAGAUCAGGUGGAAUGCGGUCUUAAAGCCCCUAUAGCUUGUCCUGCCCCUGCCCCUUAUCCCUGAUCCGUUGUGGAUUGCGGAAUGUUGUCUGUUACGGAAUUUUCGGGCUUGCUACUGUCGAGAUUUGAAUUCAGUUGGAGAGAUGCUAAGUCGCUUGGACGGAAUUUGUUUUAUUAAAUUUUGCAACUCGGUAUUUUGCACAUCCAAUGGACUCGCUCCGAAGUUACUAUGACAAAUUGUGCGGGCGGGGAGGCAGGCAAAAGCCCACUCACAGGCACCUUGGAUUAUGUUACAAAUUACACUAACGCCAUUGCGGGGAUAAUUAAUUUUUGUCUCUGACAUUUGAUUUAUUGGUCUGCGGUGGGCAGCAUCUUUGGCUUGGCUCCGAAAAACAAAUGAGCAACGAUUAAUAAACGGAAAUCGCUCGCUUGUGGCCAUUACGCACCUGCGGCAUAAGCAACAAAAUCGGGCAUCAACCUGGAAUAGCAGCCAUCGCAUAACUUUACAGCAAAUUGUGGUUGAGAUAAGAGGGCCAAGCACAAGCACAAGUUGCAAGUAGUAGUGGCGAAAAAAAAACAGCAUUUUAUGUGUAUUAAAAAUGGGAACAAAAACGACCAGGAGCGGAGCACAGAUUUUGUUUGCGGUUCGUUGAGCACACAAUAAUUCCAUCAGCAGCAACAGGAGAAGUAGAAAAAGUGGGUGUGGCUAACGGGCGGGAAAUGCCGGGGGGCGAGAGAUAAAAGUGCUGGCAGCACUUUCGCUGCACAGCUUUUUUUGCCGUUGCCGUCGUUUAUUGUGUGGUCAGUACUACAGGGCGAAUGGUUAAUAAUCGAACAAACAAGCCCUUAAAGCUGUCGACCAGUUGGCAAACAUUUAUUCAACAUAAAUUGGUAUUAAAAAUUACAAAUUCAAAUAAUAUUCCUAUUGUCACAAUAAAAAGUAGGCAACAAAUAAGAUUUCCUAAAGAAUUUUGCCCCAGGGUGUAUGGCUAAUAAUCAAUAAAAAAAAACGUUUGACUACAUGACACUUGACAGUAAUUUAUUCCAAUUCUAUUUACAUUCCAAUUUCAGUUAACUAUUCAAAUGGAAAUUAAAUAUUCAUAUGCAUUUACGGUAGUUCCGCCAUUUUGCCCCGGAGUGUAGGCAACAAAAAAUUACCGCGAAUACUACUUGAAUGCGUAUGCGUAUAAUCGAGCCACUUUGUAAAGCUUAACAUUUGUAUUUUUAAAUUUAAAAAUUAAAUAAAAAUUAAUAUAAUCCACAAAGCAAAAAAAUUAAGUAGCCUACUGAAUUAUCAAAUAAACAGUUUUUUCAUUUUUCUGGUUAAUAAAUAAUCAAUUCUACAUUUAGACGGCAAAUGUGAAUUUAACCCAUUAAAGUUCUACAAGCGGAAGAUUAACCAAACCUUUACUCAAUUUACCCAAAAUGGAAAUUCGAAAUACAAAUGCAAAUUUAAAUGCACACAUCCAACCGCCUCAACUGUAAUUCCGCUUCUUGGGGUCACGGAAAGAAGGAAGUAAAAAAGUGUCCCGCUUUAAUCGGGUCUGUGUUUGCCAAAGCUAUAUUUCCAUCAGUAUAUAUAACAUAUUUUUCGGUUAAGCAUACAAGGCUGCUGUGCACGGCCGUGCUGAAACUUUUCUAAUUAAAAUUGUGCGGCUUGUUGGAAGGUUUAUAACAGAAAAAGGGUAGUUAAGGGGGCGAAAAUAGGCACUUUUAAUAGAAAUUACAUUAAUUAAUUUUUAAAAUAUGCUUAAAUACACAUUUCUAUGCAUUAAUUAAUACGGCCUGACACACAUACAAAGAGUAAACAAUGGAACGUGACUGGAACUAACAACAAAUGUGCGCCAACAUCGGAUGCCUGGUCCUAAACGGGGAUUUGGCUAAUUAAAAUACUCUUCCACUUAAUUUGUUGUUUAUUUGGCUAAAUCGGAAUUUAAUUGCUGGCUAAAGUGUAGCGAAUUCUGUAUGAAAUUUGACAAGAACAUGGACCACAACAGCGUCUGUGAUUACAAUGUUUUAUUGACUGUUUUUUUCCACAUAAUUGCCAGCGUUUUGGACGUUGUCCAAAUCGACUUGUUUUCCCCUCGAGACAAACUCUUGAAUCGGCUAACCCCCCAUCGGUUAUCUCUGUCGCUGCUUUCGCCUGUUCGACUUAGUUUGGUAACUUGAUUUACGCCACCCCGAUUCUAACCCAUUUUUAUGGGACUUUGUAUGACCCAUUUGAACAUUCGGCUGCAGUGGGUCCCUUGCGUCGAUGCCACGGCAUGCAUGACAAGCACUUAUGCAAAUUAUAUGGCGUACUUAUGUGCGGGCAAAGGAUUCGACUUUAUUUGUCGGAAUUUCAAUGGGAGUAGCAAGUUUCGCAUAAAGCAAAAUUAAAAUAAAACAUAAAAAUGUAAGACAAAUUUCAAUGAGUGUAAGCGCGUUGAAGCGAAUAUUGCUCAUAACAUUUUGGUGAGAAUUCAGCUGAAUUGGAAUCGACAAAAAUAUAACUUGAAGUCUUUAAACUUAAAUGAAAAUUUAGAGCAUUAUUUAGUUAAACAUUGUAACCUAUAUUAGCCCCUUAAAUUUUAGUAAAUGUUUAAUUUUAAAAUGUUCAUGAAAACUGAUUUAAAUACUUUUGUUUUGGGCCCAAUCUACUUAAAGUAAAGUAAUAAAGACAACACUAAAUUUAUUAAAUAACUGAUAAUAUUACAGACCCACUACCUGAGCACUGGGUAAAUUAAUUUUUUAAACACUAAAUUAUCAUUCAGACUGAAUGUUAAAUAAAAAUUAACAGACGCAUACAUUCCUUUUAUUGUUUGAAAUUAAAAGUCCCUCAUAUUUCGGCAGAGUGCAGUUUUAACACACAUGAAAUCAAUCAACAUAUUUGCACACGUUAAAGAAAUUUCUGCACUCAAAAGCAGUUCAAAAUGAAAUUUCAUCAAGUGGAGAGUCCGAGUAAAUGGUAAUUAAAAAACCAAAAAUAUUUUCAUCUUCUGACUGAUAUGCCAAUAAAUAAUCACCACAUAAUUAUCAUUACUUCCCAGGCCCAAUCAUAUUUAAAAUAAUUGAUGCUGCGGUAGAGGCCACCCAAAAUGCAAUUACUUUAUGCAUAAUUAAAUUAUAAUUCAUUAGACAUGAGCCAAGGGGCCAGGACGCGUCUAAAUUACAGCAAUUAAAUAUUACCGAUGCCAAAAAACAUUUUCGAUUCACAAUCAAAUGAGAAUAAAUCAAUAGGCUUAAAAUAUAUUACUUUAUGGGUGGGAACACCCAUUUGUAAACACAUAUUCGUGAUUAAAAGCGAAUUUCGAUAUGGGGUCUUGACUCGACUCAAUUCUGUGAAUCCUGGCGGACUUAAGUGAUACACGGAUAAAAAUGGCUUUGUGAUUAUACUACAUAAAGGCGGAGAGUUUAGGCAAGAUUGCAGAGUGAAAGCUGAUGAUAUGGAAAUUACAAAUGCCAUUGUUUGUGCAAAAAGUCAGACAAUGUGAAAUUGUUUAGAAGCAACACGCGACAAGAAAAACGCAGAGCAAUGGGCGAAAAAUAUUUGAAAAAUGACUUUUCUUCUAUAAUGAUUAUUUUGCUCAGAUGAGGAAUGCGAAUGAGUCUGCGAUUUUCUUGUUGCAAUGUCGCAUGAGUUUGUGAUUUCUUUUUGUGUGUGUGUUUCUUAUUGGCAGUGGAUUUGAAAGUGUGUAAUGUGAAUUCAAUUAUUUUGCAAAUCGUUCUUUUUCUCUUGUGUACAUUACAAUUUUGGGAUCCACUCCGGGCUUGGGGUUUGCCUUCGUUGACUUCAUUUUUCUGUGUACUGUGUACUGUGUGCCCGUCUCUUUCUUUGCGCAACGGCCUUUCUCUUUCUUAGCCGUCUCCUCGAUUUACGGAAUAUUUUUAAUUUUUGCGGUCGGAUAAUGCUGUUGUUUUGCUUUCAGUUUUUUUUUUUGUGUUUGCUUACUGUUUUAAUUAUUUUGCCUCAUUUGAUUUGCCUUCCUUUUUUUUUAAUUAAAUUCUUUUGACCAUAGUUUAUUUAUUUAAUGCAUUUUAUGGGCGAAUUUCAGCAUUCAAUUUCCUCGCGCUUGUUUGCUUUUCUUUGCUGGCGAAACCUUUUUUUAAUAAUUUGUUUUACAAAAAUGUUUGCGGCUGGUUUUCUUUUUCCGUUGGUGUUUUCAAUUGUAUUGAUAAUCGGUUUUUUUUGUAUUUGUUAUUUACUAAUAAAAUGCAUGUAAGUCAGUCCGUCGUUUCAACAUUUUUUCAUGUCUUGUAUAUUUUGUUUGUUUGCUGUAAUGUAAUAUAACCAUAUGAGCACUUUAGUUCGAAACUGGAUAUUUGCGCCACAAAUAUUCUGCCAGUCAGCCGAAGGCAAGUAAUUGUACAGCAAUUAUCGUGUGAAGUUGUUGCAGCUAGCAGUUUGGCAAGGGGCCGAUUGCAAUGAGUGUUGCUCAUGCUGCAACUGGGGAGAACAGGAACAACAAGUGCAUACUGAGGACGGCCGCACCCACCGAACUGCCACGCCUAUUUCGCCACGACAAUUCCGCUAACCACUUGCACUUGGCUCCCACUCCCAUUCACGCACUUGCUGCUCGAAGUUAUACACUAAACUGGAAGCUUAAGUUGUGGUUUCUAUAUACUUUCUACUUUUAUUUAUUUAUUUUUUUGAUUUUGUUUCUAUUUUGAUUUUUGAAUAUUGUGUUGAAUAUUUUUUGAAUAUUUCUUUAGCCCGAUUUCGAAACGUUCCAAGUCCAAGGCGUGCACAGCGCUCGGCGCUCAGAGGAAAAGACAACUUGAUCACAGCAUGGAAAAUGUUCAACUGACCGAGUGGCUAGCCUGUAGACCAGCAGAGAAGCUGCGGCUUUAUCAGCUCGUGGCUAAAAGCGCUCGGCCAGCAAUCAGUUCGGCUCGGAAGGUUUCGUCCUUUCGUCCUCGGCACGCAUGAUUCGCAUACGCGCUUCGUGACUCGUGUUCGUGCUCGCGUUCGCGUUCGUGUCCUGUGCUCGCGAAGCAACAUGUUGGACACAUCCUUGGCUCCUUGGCUCCUGUUGGCCCUCAAAAAUCUCAAAAUUCGAGUGCAACUCACUCGUCCUGUGUCGUCACGUGUUGCUUUCGCUGGCAUUGAGACAGAGCUUGGAGUGAAAGCUGCAUUUGUUUUCCUCGCCUACGCCCAAUGAGUAGGUCUCUCUGGGGUUCGCUACUGAUAUACUGAUAUACUGAUACUGAUACACUGUUACACCAUACGCCAUACGCCAUACAGCAGGCAAGCUUCCAUCCCGAUGACGAUGAUGAGGUGCGUCCUCGUUCCCGAACACUGGAUAUCCUUCGCAGCGGAAAUUAUAUAUGACGAGAUAUGUACAGUUCAUAUUACUUUGCCAUCGAACAAAGGGAAAGCGCCUUGCUUUGCUUAUCAGAAUUUUGAAUUUUCAUUUGCAUUUGGUAAUUGCAGACCGAUGAAAGAAGAGUUUACAUGUUUGAAAUUAUUAUUAAAUAGAAAUCAAUCUGUAAACUUCAUCUUGCCCUUAAAUGGCUUGCAAUUGGGACGAACAAAUACCGAUAUAUGAUAAUAGUUUAUUACAAAUAAACCUUUUUUCUUAUUCCAAAAAAAUGAAACAAAGUAUUACAUAUUGAAAAACAGAUAAAACUCGGUUCAAUCCAAUUGGAAAAUAAAUAUAUAAUAGUCCAGUAGUCUGUUUUAAAAUAAAAUCGGAAAAAAUUAUUGUUAUUGUAGCUUGAAUAUAAAGAUUCCUUUAAGGUUACUACUCUAAACCUCUAAACUGAUGAUGACUUGGCUUACUCAAAAAACAGUAUAGUUUUUUUUUUAAAUUCCUGGACAAUGCGAUUUGUAAUGUAAUAUGCUCUAUACAUUUAGUGGGUUGCUUGACAAUAAGUUUAUAAAUUAAGGAUAUGAAUAUUUAUAUUUUAGAGACUGGGCAUUGUUAUGUUGAUGAGUCCCAAAACCAUGUACCUUUAUUUAAAAUAAACCAUGAAGUAUGGCGAAUUUCAGUGUGCCUUUCUUCCUGAGCAACCAACUCCCCUUCUACAAAUGACUAUAAUCUUGACUGAUAGCGAUAGCAUAACUUUUUCGGUUAUUCUCCGAGGUGCAUUCACACAUGGCUGCGUUAUAUUUGCAAAAGUAGAGCCGACUUAGAAGGUGUUUUCCGGCGAUGGAACGUGGUAAAAGGACUACGGAGACUUUGAACAGAAGGUUAGCUGCAUCCAGACUCUGGCCGCCAUAAUGCAAUUAUGCAGUGCCUGGCGGCACAGCUCCUUUGGUACGAGUAAUAAGCAUUUGCAUUUUCACAAAAUGUAGAACACAAGUCGCUGUAAGAAGUUGCCGCUUUGCUGGUCUCCAGCAUCCCUUUUUUCGCCUCCUAACCCCUUCCUCAUCAGAUGAAACGGACCUACGGCCAUGUUCGCGUGGCAAGAGUUUCAUGCUCAUAAUUUGUGCACUUUAUUAAUAAAGUUUGCCAACUCGGCUUGGCCCAGACAGAGUGGAAAUACACAAAGCCGGGGUAGAGAUGAAUAUAAAAAUGUUAUAACAAUUUUAAAACAAUAAAGCCCCAAGAGCUUAUGUAAAACAUACCACGUUUUUAAGUCACAUAAACUUAACCGCGGGCCUGUAAGUGUGAGCUCAAAUAUUUUUGAUUGAUGAGGGAAUUUUAAAGGCAAUGUAUUCUGUAUUGGAA